CCCCGGACAAGUGCCCUCGACGGCUUCGACGAGAUCGUCCGCGCGCGUGGCUACGAGUAUUACCCGUGAAGUAUUCAUUGACGCGUGUCGCGGUAUAAUUCUCUUGCGAGAAGAGAGAGCACGACCGUUCCGAGUGUUUCGAUCGUCUCGUUGACAGAUAGAAGAGAGAAGGGUACGCAAAGUAUGUUCACUGACUUGUGCUGACUCGUAUCCUUCUCGUACGAAUCCUCGUUUAACGGAAAACGCUGUUUGAAUAUUUUAAUAGUCAAAUAUCUGUUCCGUGUUGAUUUAUUUCACUUUUGACCGGUGAAAGGAUUAUAUUGCAGACGAUUCGUGUCGCGAUAUCGUCUUGUUUGCGCGAAUCAACCCCUUGCGAAGGACACGAAGGUGCUCCAAUAUUCCCGAUAGUAAUCGAGUAAUGUAUCGAUUGAUCUGCAAGAGACAUCGUAAUCAUCUUGGAAGAUUAAGAGCAGCUGGAAUUCCCAUCUAAACGUGAUUGCAUGAUGAUUUGUAACAUACCUAUGCGCCAUUGAUACAGUGAGAACUGGUACGCAUCUCGCAGAGAAACUCGCGAAGGAGGCAGUGGUGUUCGUGAAAGGCUCGUUAAUUACCGGUGAAAAAAACAGCUUUGGAUUAUGACUAUUGGGUGAACAUUCUUUGCAGAUGACAACCGACAUGGCGACGUCGUAAAAUCGACGCGGCUCUCAUCCUUCAUGGAUUAUAAGUGAUAACGCGGGACUAAAAUGACCAUCAUCGUGGGACUCCACGCUCCUUAACGCGAUUUGUUUAUCCAAAAAUAUCGCCGCAAGUGUCGUCAUGACGCGUAUGGAUCGCGCAUGAACGAUCACGUGUCAUUCCAGAUAGACCAUCUCGGCGACGAUCCGGGACAAAUUGGUGACUCGUACGGCGUAUUUGACAUCUGACAGUGUCCGACGUGCGUGCAUUCGCGAUUGCAAUCAGAAAAAAAGAGAAAAAGGAAAGAUAAGCAAACGGCGUGAACGAGAGAAUUGCGCGAACGCGAAGUUCGUGUACGAGCACGGACUGUCGUCGUUGACGUAGCAAAAAAAUACGCGGAGCGUCAUAAAAGAAAGGCGCGUGAGGGAUGCGGCCCACGGACGAAGGGUGGGGUCUUUGGAUACCGAUAAGGCUUAUCCGGAGAUACGAUGGCCGGCAACUGCGCUCGUCGAGUCGUCAGUCGUAGUGCUCAGGUGCCGUCGACGAGAUCGUCGCGCCGCUCAGGUCGUAGUGAUAUCGCGCAUCAUACGUCACUUUGCUCCGAGGAGAUAUCUUGAGAGUAACGUUUCCGGACCAGGUGCUUGGUGAUAUCGCGGGAGUUCGUGAAGAGGUCUUUAGAAGGUACGACAGGUCGGCCUUUUUGUGAGGAGAUCGCGUUAUAUAAAGUAGCGACGAGACGAGCGAGACACGAUAACGGGCAAUCACUGCCGCGAGAGCGACUAAUCGCCGUUUCCGAGGUCGUCUCGAGUUUUUAAUUUGACGCUUUAGCGCGUUAAGUGGACGGCGACAAAAAGCGGCCACCUACAUACAUCGAGGGUGCGAGCGAGGAAAAGUGAGAGGAGAAGGGUUUCGUAUUCUACAGCUGAAUCGUGUCUCAACGGACUUCCAAAGACGCUCCUAUCCGCUCUUCUGGCAUUCUAGAAGUAUACGAAAGAAAAACAAACGAUCGGAUCAAUCGCUGUCACGCGCUAUUCGAAAGGAUCGAGACUUUAACGGGACUUUCAGUCUUUCGGCCGCGCGCUUUCGUGUUGUCAGUGCUUAAACCACGCGAUGAGUGUAUGAUCCGCGUGUUAAGAAUUAUCGAACGCAGCUCGUGAAACAAGAGUGUCCUGUGUCGUUUGUAUAAGUAGCCCGUUCGCGCGACACACAGUAGAGUUUGAGGGUUUGACGCCUUCAAACCGCAAGUGUAAAAUAAUCCUGUCUUCCUCAAGGAUAAACGAGAUCGAGCAAAGGAGACACCGACAACCGGUCGUCCAACGAAUCCCGAUGAAAAUGCUACAGUCGCUCAACGCUCUGGCGGGUAAAAUCUCGCCAGGCUCUCCCACGGACAGCAAUGCCAACAAGGUGCACAUGCAUAACAACAACAAUAAUAACAACAACGUAGUACAUCACCAUCCCUACUCCAAACAGCAGGCUCAGCCGUCUCCAUCGCAUUCGGCCAACGGCGAUCAGAAGGAAAACACCAUAAUGAACAACAACAGUGUGGAGCAGCCGGAUCCGGACAACAUAAAGAUGUUUGUGGGACAAGUACCUCACGACAUGGACGAGAAUGACCUGAGGACGAUGUUUGAAGAAUAUGGUCGAGUGCAUCAGAUAAAUAUUCUGCGGGACAAGAUCACCGGCAGUCAUAGAGGAUGUUGCUUCGUAACUUUUUAUACCAGAAAAGCAGCUUUGGCAGCGCAAAAUGCCCUUCAUAAUGUCAAAACUUUUAGCGGGAUCAACCUUGCGUACUACAAUUCCGCCGUUGCGCGUCGUAACAAGAUGCGCCAUCCGAUCCAGAUGAAACCAGCUGACAGCGAGAAUCGGAACGAGCGCAAGUUAUUCGUCGGCAUGCUAUCGAAAAAGUUUACGGAGAACGACGUUAGGAACAUGUUCAGCGCUUACGGAAUGAUCGAAGAAUGUUCGGUGCUGAGGGACAGUACCGGAAAGAGUAAAGCCUGUGCCUUCGUUACCUUCGCUAGUAAACAGUACGCGAUCAAUGCCAUUAAAGCUCUGCAUCAUUCCCAGACAAUGGAGGGUUGUUCGUCGCCGUUAGUCGUAAAAUUCGCCGACACGCAAAAGGAAAAGGACCAGAAAAGGAUGCAGCAACUCCAGUCGAAUCUCUGGAAUAUCGCGGGAGUCAACAUCGCGCCGCAUUACCUGACCAAUGACGCGCAUACCUUGGCGCCUGCAUCGUUGCAGCUGCUGCAACAAUUGCAGGCGACAACGAGCGCCGCGACUCCAGUCACUGCUAACGCGGGGGCGGCGAAUGCAUUGUCGAAUGUGCAACAUCAAUUGUUGUUACAACAACACCUUGGCCUUGGAGCGGCAACCCCCGCGCACGCAGCGCCCCCCGCUGUACCGAGUCCGGCGGAAAUCAACCCUGCGAAUCUGCAAAGUCUGGCCACCCUCGCAUCUCUGAGCAACACCGCUGGUGAGUAUGCGAACGCGGGCGUAUCGCCGAUGAGUAUGCAGAACCUCGUCACUCUGGCAGCUAUGACCGGCGGAAACGGCAACCUCCAGGUGUCGCCAAACACAUUAAGCGGCCUGGCAAAUUCGACAGCAGGUAUGUCGCUAUCUGCUCUUCUGGGAAAAACAGGAAAUACAGGGUCUACCGGAGGCAGUCUUAGUCCUGUGACAUCUCUCACGCUCAACUCCUUGACGGGGACGCCCCUAAACGGGCUUCAAGACUCGCUGAGCAACGCUUAUUCCAGUUUGCAACAAUAUGCAGGGUUUCCCGCGUUCACGGCAGCUGCAGCCGCUGCGGCGGCGGCAACCCAGAAGACGAAGUUCACUAACACAGACAAGCAGAUUGAGGGUCCUGAAGGUUGCAACCUCUUUAUCUACCAUCUACCGCAGGAAUUCAGCGACACGGAUCUCAUCUCCACCUUUUUGCCCUUCGGCAACGUCAUAUCCGCCAAAGUUUUCAUAGAUAAGCACACGCACAUGAGCAAAUGCUUCGGUUUCGUAUCGUAUGAUAAUGCAACGAGCGCGCAAGUGGCGAUCCAAACAAUGCACGGUUUCCAGAUUGGCAUGAAGCGGCUGAAGGUCCAGUUAAAACGGUCCAAGGACGCCUCUAAGCCGUACUAGCCGACGUCACAGAGCGUUCGUAGCAGGUGGCCUGUGACGUUGUGACCGUGUACUCUCGAUCGGAGUCGCCGUGCCAUGUCAGUCUCAGUCAAAUCGGUAUCGAUCGUUUGCUCGAUCGAUCGAUUGAUCAAUCACGAUUCCCCGGUCAGUCUCUCGAUCAGUCUAUCUGUGUCUGUCGGUGCCUGUAUAAAGAACAACACCCGCUCAAACGCGCUCUCACUUCCGCCGUAAGAUCCUCUGCCCGGUCGACCUCUUCUCUCUUCUCAUCUCUCAUCCUUACGACCUUUCGCGCGCUUAUACCACCUGUCCACGAAGGCGCGACAUCGCUCAUAUUUUGCAAUCACGCUGAAACUUCGCGCCUUGUACCUUCUCGAUCGCGGCUGCACACGCGAAAAGUCGGACUCGCAGGAGAAUUCACGAUGCUGGACGUACGUGCGAAAGAUCACGAGCGAGAAAUUGUGCAGAGGAACAAGACGAAGAGAGCCAAGAAAGUGGAACGGAAAGUGGAGGAUACCAACGACCGAGCUGGGUUCCUCGAACGAAGCUAACGCACCACUUUAAUUGUCUGUCCACAACCCUCCCUGUAUAUAUAUACAGAUAUAUAAAUAUAUUAUACAUAUAUGUAUAUAUACAUAUAUGUGUACGUGUGUAUGAUAUGUGCGUGUAUACGCGUGUGUGUCGAGAGCGCGACGAGAAUUCUCGCGGCUGACUAGCGCGUCGUUUGAAAGGGGUCAAAAGGAUGAGGAACGAGCCGCGGCACGAGCUGUGCAAGGAAAUUUCUUAUACAUAACUAUACAUAUACAUACAUGUUCAUAAAUCGGAUUAUCGACUGAGAACUAUUUUUAUCGGCUCUAUUGUCGAGAUCACUGUCAGCGCUUUUCAUGGCGUCUGUUUAUAUAAUAUAUAAAUAUACAUACACACACAUAUAUAUGCGUCACGGCGAAUUGGGCGUGUAGGCGAGAUAAUGUGUGUGUAUGAAAAAAAAAAAUGCGAGAGAGACGGAGGCUGGAAAAGGAAACGCGAAAGGACGAACAAUGAUCGUGCGGGACCGACGCGCGUGCGAUUUCUUAGGUUUUAAAUCGUGCAAAUAUACCAAAAACGAAACGGAUACAAAGAAAAAAAAACAAAAACCGAUAGAUAGCGAAGAAAUGAAUGUAAGAAACAUUUUGUAGUAAUGACCUUUGUGAUAAGAUUGUAUCGUAUAGGGGACCGGAUUUGGGGCCGAUGGUCUCAAAAUGAAGCUGGGCCGGAUUGUUCAGAAAUAACACAUCAGGCGUCACGCGUUAACGCGCGCAUCCAAUUUUAUGCCGCCGCUGGAAAGGCUUCGCGAACGUAGAAAAGUACACGAGAUGCGAGAAAUUUUUAACGAGUUUUAACGUCGGACGAGUUUCCCGACCGCGCACUUGCAUCGUCUUCUUCGUCCGAUCCUGUGGACAAGCUGCUUGGAUCGACUUGAGUUAAAAAUCUUCACAGCACGAUAUAAUGAAUGCGGAAUAGGAGGGUAUUACAGUGUAUUAAGAGUUAUAUAUAUAUAUUAUAUAAUUGUGAAACAAUUUCGCAUUCAAAAGAAAAAGAUAAAUUCAUUCGAGUAGAGAAUUGCAUCAGCGCGUAAGAUAUUUUGAAAUAAUUCAUUCGUGACGCCGAAUAUAAAUCUGCUUCUUGGAAGUAAAAGGAAAAACAUUUUGAGUUUUGGGGGAUCAAAAUUCUGUCGAUCACGAACCGGUUUGUAGGGACCUUGGAUAAUUAUAAAUUAACAAUGUGCUUUUUACGUGUGAGAUUUACCUUUGCAUUGUUUCUAAGAUAAUCGACGCAAUCGUAAUUAAAUAUUAUCGAAAGAAAACAAAUGUAUCGAUGCCUAUGUCGCAAAUACAUUGACUUUGAUUCAAAUGAAAU
This is a messenger RNA of Formica exsecta, 5697 nucleotides long. Its product is annotated as CUGBP Elav-like family member 1. Gene Ontology annotation, molecular function: mRNA 3'-UTR binding. Gene Ontology annotation, cellular component: cytoplasm; nucleus; ribonucleoprotein complex. Lineage: Eukaryota; Metazoa; Arthropoda; Insecta; Hymenoptera; Formicidae. Bases 2002 to 3804 code for a protein of 600 amino acids. The transcript is spliced from 17 exons. The record is from RefSeq and is a predicted model, not a curated record. Gene Ontology annotation, biological process: regulation of alternative mRNA splicing, via spliceosome; mRNA splice site recognition.